AUGCUCGUGCGAGCUCGGAUGCUUAAAGAUGCAGAAUACUUACUCUUAUCAGAAGAGGCAAGGGGAGGCUUUGUUGGUGAUGGUUGGAUGUUUAGUGAGAUUAUUCAAGGAUAUGUUAAUGAUUCAGAAUUGGAGAAUUCGAUAGCAUUGUAUGACAAAGUGAGAGAGAGGGGUAUAGUGUUAUUAGCUUCAUGCUAUAAAGCUUAUCUCAAUCUUUUGGUCAGAAUGAAGAAAACUGACUUAGCUGAGAGAGUUUACGCAGACAUGAUAGAAGUUGGAUUAGGGUCACACUCUGAACACAAUUUUGUAGACUUUGUAGUUGAAGCACUGAGCAAGAAAGGAAGGACAUUUGAAGCGGUCAAUAUACUAAGAAAAUUGAAGGGUUUCAGUGUUGAAUCAAGUCCGAAAGCUCUCACUGCAGUUGCUGAGGGAUAUUGCAAAAAGAAAGAUCAUGAAGAUGCACUUAAUUUUCUGAAGGAGUGGAACCAUAUCCCAGAAGCUCGUGUUUGCAAUAAAAUCGUCUCUUCUUUGUGUAGUAAUUUGAGUAGUGCAGAGGCAUGGGGUUUUGUCGAAAGAUUGGAGGAUAUAGGAUUCGAGCCUGAUGCUAUAACUUUUGGGAUCCUCAUUUCUCAAAGUUGUCGUGAACGAAAAUUGAGAGAUGCAUUCAUUUUUUUGUCAGAAGGUUCAUCUAGAAGUAUAAAACUUGAUGUCUAUGCUUAUAAUGCACUUAUCGGCGGGUUAUUUAAGGAGGGAAUGUAUAGCUCUGUGAAGAAUAUUACUGAAGAGAUGAUCGAGAGUGGUCUGAAGCUGGGUCUAGCUACAUUUAAAAUUUUGUUGGCUGGAUACUGCAAAUAUAGAAAAUUCGAUGACGUAAAAAAGAUCUUAGAAGAAAUGACAAAUUGUGGCAUGAUUUCUCUAGCUCCUUCUGAGGAUACUCUCUCCAAAGAUGAAGCUGCUCAGUGGGGAAAGAACCUCUCAUUGUCAACAUAUUCCAAACUAUUGAAAGGUCUAUGUCAAUCCUCCUCAUACAUAAAAAGCACAAUUACUAUUUUAGAUGAGACUCCUGAAUUAGUGGAUCAGCUUGAUUUUGAGACACUCAAUCAUCUCAUACAAUAUUUAAGCAAGAAUGGGGCACCAUUUUGUGCAAUAUCUAUAGUGGAUCAGUUGUUUAAGAGAAAUAUGGUGGUUGAAAGUGAUACCUAUACCGUGAUAUUACUGGGCUUAUGUAAAGAAAGGAAUAUUGAUGGACUUAGAGAAUGUUUACAAGCAACACACAGAAUCUCAUCGUUACUCUGGUCUACAGAUAUCAAGAAGCUUAUAAGUUUCUUAUGCAAGUUCGGAAUGGUCAAGGGCAUGCUAGAAAUUUUUGAUAGCAUCACAGAGAAGUGUCAGUGUCCGAACUUAAUUUCAGUUAUUUGCAAUGAUAUUGUGAGGGAGUUAUGCAUCAGAGGCUUUACUGACGUUGGAUAUGUAUUGGUGGAGGAGUUUCUUAAUAGGGGUCUUGCUGUUGAUAAUGUGUCUUAUAUCAGUCUUAUUGAAGGUUUCAUAAAGGAGCAAAAGUUUGAUAAAGCACAAGGAAUAAUUGAUGGAUUCCUAGAGAAAAAUAUGGCCCCUGAUGCAAGUAUAUAUGAGCUCAUUGUGCCGCAGCUGUUUAAGUUCAAUAUAGUCGGAAAAGUUAUGAGUUUAAAGCAAACUAUGUUGAAAGCACAACCUAAAUCUGCUUUUCUUGUAUACAAGACUUUGGUGAAUGAAUUCUGCAAAAAGGGAAAGAUGAAUGAAGCAGCCAUUCAGUUACAUGAAAUGCUGGGGAACAAAGUUUUCCCAGAUAGUGAUACUCUUAAUGCUUUGCUCCAAGGUUACUGUCAUGUUAAAAGCUUAAAAAAAGCACUUGAAAUACUCUGUGUCAUGUUAAGAAAAAACUUUGACCUCUCUUUAUCUGGAUAUCGAAGUCUAAUACAUCAUUUGUGUACUCAUGACAAAAUACUUGGUGCAUUGCGUCUCAAAGAGGUGAUGGAGGAGAAAUGUGAUGCUGAGCCACUUGUCUUACACAACAUUCUGAUAUUUUAUCUAUUUAAGUCAGGACAUAGGUUGCUAGUUGAGGCUCUUUUGAAGAAAAUGUUAGAGAAGCAUUUAUUUCCUACUUCAGAUACUUUUAAUUUUCUUGCGUAUGGUUAUUAUAAGUGUGGAGAUGCGUCUAGAUCAAUAAAGUUACUGGAUACUGUGAUCAGUGAAAAUAUGAAACCAAGUAAUCGUAUCCUGAGAAAAGUUAUCUGUUACUUAUGCAGUGAUGGGAAUGUUAGCAAGGCACUAGAAUUGAGUAAGGUGAUGGAAUAUAAUGGCUGGAAGCAUGGUUCAGUAGUUCUCCAUGCACUCACCGAGGGAUUUUUGAGUAAUGGUGAAAUUUCGAAGGCAGAACACUUUCUAUACCAAAUGGAAGAAAAAGACAUGAUGCCUACUAACAUCGAAUUAGAUCUUCUGAUUAAGAAGUUUUGUGUACAUGGUUGCAUAAAAAAGGCCGUUGAUCUUCUGAAUCUCAUGUUAAAGAAGGGUAGCUUACCAAGUGAAAUUAGUUACAGUUUGGUCAUCAAGGGUCUCUCCAUUGAAAAAUUAUUUGAUCAAGCUUUUGACUUUCAUGCUGAAAUGCUGUACAAGACUCUGGAACCAACCUUGGAUGCCUGUAACACCCUUGUUUGUGGUCUUUGUGAUAAUGGUAGAACCGAUGAGGCUAGAAUUUUUUUGGGAAAGAUGCUUCAUUUUGGUCCAGUUCCCUCAAGUGACAUGUAUAAUUAUGUAAUUGAUAAAUAUUAUGCACAAAAUAAUUUGAACAAGGCUUCAGAGCUGUUGUACGAAAUGCAACAAGUUGGGUAUUCCCCUACGUUUGAGACUCAUUGGUCUUUCAUAAGCAAUUUAAGUUGUAGUGAUACGAAGGAUGUUAAUGAUGAUGGCAAGGGUUUCUUAUCUCGUCUUCUUUGAAUGGUCCUCAAACAAAAAUUGUGGAUAAGAUUCUUUCAACAGUUAAAUAAGCAUCACUAUAUUCGGAGAGCAAGGGCAUCAGAAAACUAGAAUGAAGCUUUGUGACAGUGAACUACUACAAGUACUGUUUCCUGAGUCCUUCUUAUAAGGAUACGAAACUAAAGGAUGCAUAUGAAAACAUAUUGAGCUGACAACUCAUGGAAGCUCGGUUGAAGAAUAAGGUGAUCAUAAAUGGUGUGAGGUUGUUCGAAGUCUGAAUCCUCGAAAAGAUGCAACUAUUCCCAAUGAUUUGUGCUGAUCAUCAUCAGGAAUAUGCACACUGAAGAAUUUGGCUUUUCUGACGCAAUGCUACAAUAGGAUGGAUUUGCCGGCUGGGCUGGCAUAUGGUAUACUGAUAAAUAUAUCAUAUUGCUGUAUAUAUUCUGUGCAUUUUGUUCAUCACAAUAUUCAUUUACUGGUACAUGAAUACAUUGGUUCUGUCACAGUGAUUAUUAUUGUUAAACCUUUAACAAAAUUAAGAAUGCUGAUUUGUCACUCCCUUUAAAAGUA
Messenger RNA from Asparagus officinalis (garden asparagus), 3522 nucleotides. RefSeq names its product pentatricopeptide repeat-containing protein At5g15280. The transcript has 4 exons. Bases 1 to 2973 code for a protein of 990 amino acids. The record is from RefSeq and is a predicted model, not a curated record. Gene Ontology annotation, molecular function: protein binding. Lineage: Eukaryota; Viridiplantae; Streptophyta; Magnoliopsida; Asparagales; Asparagaceae.